Molecule: messenger RNA, 591 nt
Organism: Nicotiana tabacum (common tobacco)
Lineage: Eukaryota; Viridiplantae; Streptophyta; Magnoliopsida; Solanales; Solanaceae
Source: RefSeq, a predicted model, not a curated record
AUGGGCACUAAGCUAGUCGUUGGUUUGUUUACUUUAAAUGUGAUUAGUGCGUACGCACCCCAAUUGGGCUUGGACAAGGAGGUUAAGAGGCAUUUUUGGGAGGACUUGGAUGAGGUUAUGUGUGGUAUCCCGCACACUAAGAAGCUUUUUAUAGGAGGAGAUUUCAAUGGCAACAUUGGAGCGACAUCUAGGGGUUACAAUGAUGUGCAUGGAGGCUUCAGUUUUGGGGUUAGGAAUGGAGGAGGAACUUCGCUGCUGGAUUUUGCAAAGGCGUUUGACUUGGUGAUUGCUAACUCGAGUUUCCCGAAGAAGGAUAAGCAAUUGGUUACUUUUCAGAGUUUGGCAGCCAGGAUCCAGAUUGACUAUCUAUUCCUUAGAAAGUCAGAUAGAGGUCUGUGCAUGGAUUGCAAGGUCAUCCCGAGUGGGAACCUCACGACCCAGCAUAGGCCCAUGGUCAUGGAUUUGGAGAUUAUGAGGAAGCGGAGAAAGAGGGCUGUGUAUGGUCUUUCUACGAUCAAAUGUGGAGCUUUGACUAAGGAUGAAGAAGAUGUCCGAGGAAUGAAGAUGUAUUAUGAUGAUCUUGUUGUAUAA